AUGGCCCCCAAACCAAAACCCAAACCCAAACCAUCCAAACCAUCCCCCCAUCCCACUCCACCAAGGCAAGAAAAAGAAACAGAAAAGGAACCCCCCUGCGAAUUCACCCACCCCUGCACAACCUCCACCUCUCCCUCAGGCAGCGCCUCCGGCGGGACCCACCCCCGCAAACUAAUCUCCCACGUCUUCGGCCGCAACAAGACCGCCACGAAGCUCUUCCCGUCCCACGUAUGGGUCCACUACUGCCGCAAGCAUUACCAGCGGGCGCGGUACCGGGCGCGCGCAUGGCCGUUCACGCAGUGCGAUCUGCUGCUUGAUAGUCUGGCGAGGAUGGAGGCUUGGGGCGGGGUGGAGAGCUUUGAGGUGGUAUUGAGGAGGAGGGAGGCUGAGAGGAUUUCCUCUUCCUCCUCUUCGCAGCAGUCCGCCGCUAAAGACGGGGUGGAGGGGGUGAGGCUGAGGAAGGGGAGGCGCUCUGUUUCUACUUCUGUUUCUGUUUCUGCGUGUGCUUCUGGGGAUGAUGGGGAGUAUGGAGCUGAGGAGGAGGAAGAGGAGUCACCAGACGAUGGAAGGAAAAGAAAACAGAGACGCAAGCCGCGGAUCAAAGCGUGUCCUGUUCCCGAGUGGUUGCGCGCCGAGACAGGGCCUGGGAAGUCGUUUGCUGAGAUCCGGGCGAUUGUUGAGCGGGUCCGUGCGGAUUUGACGGAGCAGCAUCAGCGUCGCCAGAUGCAAAACACAAAGGGCAAAAGUAAAGAGCAGGUGUUGUUUCCGGAUAUUGAGAUUCUGCCGACGUUUCGGGCGUGGGUUUUAGAGCAGGCUAGUGAGGAUGGGGAGGGCACAAGGAAGAAGUCGUCGAGGGUGAGUAGGAAGGGAGCGGUGCAAAAGGUACAAAGAUGA
Molecule: messenger RNA, 894 nt
Organism: Aspergillus udagawae
Lineage: Eukaryota; Fungi; Ascomycota; Eurotiomycetes; Eurotiales; Aspergillaceae
Product: putative pathogenicity factor
Exons: 1
Coding region: 1-894 (297 amino acids)
Source: RefSeq, a predicted model, not a curated record